Messenger RNA from Paramacrobiotus metropolitanus, 2032 nucleotides. RefSeq lists its product as uncharacterized. The record is from RefSeq and is a predicted model, not a curated record. Bases 444 to 1913 code for a protein of 489 amino acids. Lineage: Eukaryota; Metazoa; Tardigrada; Eutardigrada; Parachela; Macrobiotidae. The transcript has 8 exons.
CUGUAUAUCGAUUUCUCAACGAUUCAUAACAUGAUGGAACAUCUGAUCCCCUUUCGUGCUAUAUCGAAGUUCUCGACAGGGUUUCUGCUUUCUCUAAUGGUAGUAUUGCCAGCGAAUCAGGAGCCAGUGAAACCUUCCCAGGAACCUUCAGCGUGUGUCCCAGCCUGUCGGACCCGGAUCUUCUCGAGAAUCCCGUAGAAUUAGGGCGCUAUGCUCUUCCUCUCUUGUCACGUGGGUUGUUUAGCAGAAGCUUCGAACCGCCUACCCUCUUCAAGGAGUUCCAAACCUUUCUCGAACUGAAAGAAUUGGUCAGCCAGCACACAGUUGCGGUUCAGCUAAAUAGCCGAUCUGUGGCUGAGCUGCAAGAUGCCCUCACCUACGCAUGGCUACCCAGUUUUGAAAAGAGCAAUCGGAGCACGGCACAAGCUGAAAUCGAGAAUGGAAUGGAACUAGAGAAUGGAACUAGGUUUUCGACGAAUGGGUCGCCAUUAAUGCUGAUUACCUACAUGUUACCAGUGCCAGAUGUCUUCUUCGAGAAGAAUUUCCCCCGCAGCCUGCCUCAGUAUAAAUGGUUGUUCGCUCCCAAUGAGUUAGGACAAAAUGGUCCAUCAUCGAUGAACGAAUUCAUUCAGCGAUUGCAGAUCAUGGGUUUGACAGCAUACGACGGUCCGGCGCUAUACAAGAGCGGCGGCAUACUAGACGAUAUUUACCUGCGGGCAAACUCUACAUACGGCUUCUUUGAUACCGACCAGUUGAAGGCGGAUGUGCUGGGAAUUGUUAAACAAAAGCGCAUUAGACAGAACUGUAGCGACACGAGCGUGGACGAUGUGGAAGUUCAUUUUGGUCAACUCGAGCCAGGAAUCGUCACAUCGAGGGCGAACGGGAAAUAUUCUGAUGUGAAUGCAAUGUCCAUUCCAGUCGUUAUCAAACUCAUACUGCAGCAGAAGGUCCUUCUCUCUGAUUCUGCGGCAAUCAGGACAAAUUUUGUCGACUGGUUCCCGUUACCCAACCAUGCCGAUCGCUACUAUCUUUAUUCACUAACGGCGCAGCGAAGAAAUAUUAAUACCACCGGUCUUCAUCUAGUGGAUCACCAGCCCUUGAAUCCCGCGCACUCCUUCCGUAUGCACCUGGAUCGACCACUGAAUGUGCAGUGGAUGCCGCUACUGGAAGCUCAGAUGACAUCGCAGCUUAAUAACAACACCACCGAUCGUUACAAUUUAGCGGAGGUGCGUAUAUGGAAUUUUGAUCCGGACGGUUGGGUUGUCAACUUUUUUGUAAUUCUGCAAGAUGAACACAGAACGUUGGCUGAAUUUGUUCUGGAUGGCAGAAUGCAGUAUGCUGCCAGCAUCUACCGUAAACUCGAUGGCUUAGAGCUUCGCGUACCAUCGGCUAGUAAAGCGUACCGGUUGAUGACGCACGGUGUUGACGAAGAUCAGAAGAAUACGAUCAAAGCAACAAUCCUGCGGGCAUGCGAAGGAAGGGGUACAUGGAUUUUUUUUCCGACCGAAGAGCAGGAGUGUCCCCUGAAAAAAAACUUUACACUGUACAUCGAAUGGCAGUCGGAGCGUCUCCAUUCACGGGACCUUGUGAAUGGAUCUGUAACUGAGUUGCCGAAUUCCGAUAAAAUCUUGGAAGCAGUGCAGCAAGCUUUUGCCGCCGCGAACCCCGUGACAAUGGAUAACAUCACUCUAGCCCUUACCAUGACGAAAUGCAAUGACAGUGUACCAACUCCCACGGGGUUUGAAGCUGCCAAGAUUAGUUUUGCCGUGUCGUACCCGAAAAUGAGGAGCGGAUUGUACUGGAACGUUUGGCGCUAUGCAUCAUUUGAUGAGCUGAAAGCCGCCUUGCAGAGCACUGCAAACGUUAUACUUGUCCGCGCAAGGAAUCUGGCGGGGCCAGCUUCCGACUACUAACCGAUUCCAAGUACUGCUUACCGCCUCUCUUUGCUAUGGAACUGCAAGAUUGCAUUAAUUAAAUUAGUCUCAGCUGCCACCUUUUGACCCACCGGAGGAUAGCGAUUUGGGUUGUUUUG